AUGCUACCCAAAUUGUCCGGUUUGCUGUCAAUUGGCCUCCUGGCCAGCGGGAUUGCCGCAGUCCCCUGUGUGAGGAAGGGCUACGUGACGGUCAAGGGCAACAAGUUUCAGCUCGACGGCGAGGAUUUCAAUUUCGCAGGUAGCAAUGCCUACUACUUCCCCUUCGACAACAACCAAGCUGAUGUCGAAGCUGGUCUUACUGCCGCGAAGGAAGCUGGCCUGAAGGUUUUCCGUACCUGGGGCUUCAACGACAAGAACGUCACUUACAACCCUGACGGCCUUCCGCAGUAUGGUGGCGAGGGUGCGGGUGCGACCGACAUCAUCUUUCAGAGAUGGUACGACAAUGGCACCUCUGUCAUCAACAUUGAGGCAUUCGACAAAGUCGUCAACGCUGCCACGAAAGUCGGCAUCAAGUUGAUUGUUGCUCUCACCAACAACUGGGCCGACUAUGGUGGAAUGGACGUUUACACCGUCAACCUGGGUGGAAAGUACCAUGACGACUUCUACCACGUCCCUAGGAUCAAGGAUGCCUUCAAGCGCUACGUCAAGGAGAUGGUUACUCGCUACAAGGAUUCACCAGCCAUCAUGGCUUGGGAACUUGGUAACGAGCCUCGCUGUGGCGCUGACGGCAAGCGCAACCUGCCCCGAAGCAACGACUGCACUCCUGAGCGUCUCGGUGCUUGGAUCGAAGAAAUGAGCGCCUAUGUCAAGAGUCUCGAUAAGCAUCACCUUGUUACUUGGGGUGGUGAGGGUGGCUUCAACAUCGAGUCUGACGACUGGGCCUACAACGGUGCUGACGGCAGCGAUUUCGACCACGAGUUGGCUUUGCCCAACAUCGACUUCGGCACCUUCCAUUCGUAUCCCGAUUGGUGGAGCAAGACGGUCGAAUGGACGGAGCAGUGGAUCCGAGACCACGCGGCGUCUGGCCGCAAGGUUGGCAAGCCUGUUGUGCACGAGGAGUACGGCUGGUUGACACCCGACAAACGCCUUGAGUUCCUCGGUAUCGUGAACAACACCCCUCGCACGGAGGUUCUUGGCAAGUGGCAGGCAAUCUCCCUCGAGGAGGAGAUGCCCGAUAUGUACUGGCAGUACGGAUACUCCAACUACUCUUAUGGGCGCAACCAUAACGAUGGCUUCACAAUCUACUUGGAUGAUGCUGAGGCCAAGCCGCUCAUCUAUGAACACGCCGCUAAGGUCAAUGCGCUCUAA
Messenger RNA from Colletotrichum truncatum, 1209 nucleotides. Its product is annotated as mannan endo-1,4-beta-mannosidase C. Gene Ontology annotation, molecular function: mannan endo-1,4-beta-mannosidase activity. The record is from RefSeq and is a predicted model, not a curated record. NCBI's taxonomy places the organism in Eukaryota, Fungi, Ascomycota, Sordariomycetes, Glomerellales, Glomerellaceae.